AUGGCCACCACAAUCCAGCAGAAGAUCGAUGCCCUACGGGAGUAUUCCGCCUGCGAUGUCUCCGACGCACUCCUCAAACUCCAAAAACCCUCUCCAGGAACCACUCCCCGAGCAGGCCACCUCGCAGACUUCACCCCCUUCUCCCCCACUCUCGGCCGCAACACCACCUCCCCCAAGAUCAUCGCCCCAGCAUCCACCUUCAAAUUCAUCCCCAAAGCAUCCUCCGACGUCGACACGUCCGACGCGCACGGCUUCCCGGAAGGCACGCACUGGGUGGACUGGGCGCAGGCGGACACCGUCGCGGUGGUGGAGCAGCCACCGGACCAGUACUGCGCCGUGGUGGGCGGGAUCAUGGCGGUUCGGAUGAAGGCGUUGGGCGUGCAGGGCGUCGUCGUGAAUGGAAGGAUUAGGGAUCUGGAGGAGAUGAGGGGGUGUGGGAUUUCGGUCUGGGCACACGGAACCUCGACGGUCGGUACCGCGGCAGAGGCAAAGCCAGGGGCGAGAAAUGUGCCCGUCAACCUGGGUGGUGUGGUGGUGUGUCCGGGCGACAUCAUCUUCUGUGACCCACUGGAAGGCGUGGUUGCUAUUCCACGGGACCUGCUGGAUCCGGUGCUGGAGUUGAUGCCGAAGCUGGUGGCCAUGGACGAUCGGGUCAAGGAGGCGGUGGUGCAGGGGUCUAGCGUGUUUGAAGCUUUUCAGAAGUUUCGGACGAAGAUUUAA
Molecule: messenger RNA, 720 nt
Organism: Aspergillus melleus
Lineage: Eukaryota; Fungi; Ascomycota; Eurotiomycetes; Eurotiales; Aspergillaceae
Product: RraA family protein
Exons: 5
Coding region: 1-720 (239 amino acids)
Source: RefSeq, a predicted model, not a curated record